Messenger RNA from Vanessa tameamea, 462 nucleotides. RefSeq lists its product as uncharacterized. NCBI's taxonomy places the organism in Eukaryota, Metazoa, Arthropoda, Insecta, Lepidoptera, Nymphalidae. The transcript has 3 exons. The coding region runs from base 110 to 427 and encodes 105 amino acids. The record is from RefSeq and is a predicted model, not a curated record.
AUAUAGACAUAAGAACAGAGCAUUAUAACACUUUUUAGAGCUUUGAUUGUUGUUGCUGAGAUUAUAAUAAAUUAUUCAAUUAUUUAAUUUUUGUUCAUAUAUUUUGAAUAUGUCAACCGAAAAACCAGAAGAUGAGGGGGAUCCCGAAGCUUUGGAAGAAGCGGGUAUACUCGAAGCAGAUGUCGGUGCCAAUUUUGAUCAGCAGCUUGCCGGUAUAGAUCCUAAGUUGAAGAUUAAUAUGGACCCGCAAGCUCACAGCCACCUCCGACCUGAGAUGAUGUUCAUCCGAGAGGAAUUACGCCAAGCAAAACAACAGACCUUGGCGGUACGCCGCACAGCGCUGAAGAAACUUCUUCUGAAGGACGAGAUGCAGGAAGACUGUGAGCUAAGGAACAUAGGCUUAAGUUACGCGCCUCCCGAUCCUUAAUUGAAAAAUAAACCAUAUAUAUAUUUAUACCUUUU